AUGAGUGACUCAGAAUGGGAGGUAGUUGGCCGCAUGAGUGUGCUCAUGGGCGAACCCGCCAUCAGUGGCACGUUCGAGUCUCUAAGCGGAGACCAGCAGCAUGCUGCUAUCAACAAGUUCCUACAAGGGGAACUUGCCGUCGAAGGACAGAAGAUAGCCUUGCUACAGCAGCAACGCUCUCAUCAGUCGAUGGGCGGGCCGACGCACAUGUGUCGACCCGAAACCUUGAAGAUUGAUAUCUCAAGGUACAAGGGAACCGAUGAAGAUUCCCUUUGA
This is a messenger RNA of Peronospora matthiolae, 276 nucleotides long. NCBI's taxonomy places the organism in Eukaryota, Oomycota, Peronosporomycetes, Peronosporales, Peronosporaceae. The record is from the annotation of a GenBank genome assembly.